AUGACAAUGAGACAGGACACGAGCUUUGGCAGACAGGAGUUUGUCGGGUAUCUGUGGACUUCCGCUGGACUUUGGAUCUUUGAUAGACUUCUCCGUGUCGUUCGUAUGGUCUACUGCAACAUGAACGCUCAUGUUGGAGGUGGCUUUUUGCGGGCCACAUCUUCCACGGCCACUUACGACCCAGUCAGCGACCUCAUCAAGAUUGAGAUAGUUCCCGGAGUGACGACAAGCCCAAACCUGGGAGGUAUUCUUAAGUUUUUGGAGAACCACACUUUCUCACUGGGUGCUUGGGCAUCAGCUUCCGAAGUUAAAGCGGAAAAUGGCUCGCCGAAAGAUAAUCUAAAGAAGCUCAUUUUCUAUAUCCGCCCUUACGAUGGAUGGACUCGCCGUCUUCCUGAUCAAUGCCGCAAGGCUAGUGGGGUGUUUCACCCCAAACUUCUCCUAAAAGGGCCUUACGGGCAUACCGAGCCUAUGCACCAUUUUCACCGGAAUCUUAUUGUCGUCGGAGGAACCGGUAUUGCUUGCAUCGUAGUCAAGUGA
This is a messenger RNA of Penicillium angulare, 540 nucleotides long. Its product is annotated as NADPH oxidase family protein. The record is from RefSeq and is a predicted model, not a curated record. Bases 1 to 540 code for a protein of 179 amino acids. Gene Ontology annotation, cellular component: plasma membrane. NCBI's taxonomy places the organism in Eukaryota, Fungi, Ascomycota, Eurotiomycetes, Eurotiales, Aspergillaceae. Gene Ontology annotation, molecular function: ferric-chelate reductase activity. Gene Ontology annotation, biological process: iron ion transport; copper ion import; intracellular iron ion homeostasis. The transcript is spliced from 3 exons.